Molecule: messenger RNA, 1290 nt
Organism: Brachypodium distachyon (stiff brome)
Lineage: Eukaryota; Viridiplantae; Streptophyta; Magnoliopsida; Poales; Poaceae
Product: protein CDI
Exons: 1
Coding region: 196-1038 (280 amino acids)
Source: RefSeq, a predicted model, not a curated record
UAUCUCCCAGUGAUGUGUGUGACACGUUUUAUUUUGAACUAGCAGACAACCGAGGCAUACACACAGUUUCGCGCUUAUUAAAACGUACGCUCGUCCAAGCUAUUCUGAGCACCAACUUAUCUCCCACAGUGACUCUGUGUGCACGCCCAUACCCAUCGAAAUACGUACGUGACACCGUAGUAAACCCAAAACCAAAUGUCGCCCCCAGCCCAAGCACCUACCAACAACCUCACCGGCGCCGGCGCCGGCACGGAUGAGCCGUUCCGCGUGUUCGUGGGGUACGACUCCCGCGAGGACAUCGCGUACCGCGUGUGCCGCCGCUCGCUGCUACGCCGCUCCUCCAUCCCUCUCGAGAUCAUCCCAAUCGUCCAAGACGAGCUCCGGUCAGCGGGGCUGUACUGGCGGGAGCGAGGACCCACGGAGAGCACGGAGUUCUCCUUCACCCGCUUCCUGACGCCGCACCUCGCCGGCUACCGCGGCUGGGCGCUCUUCAUCGACUGCGACUUCCUCUUCGUCGCCGACGUGGCCGAACUCGCCCGCAUGUGCGCGGCGGCCAACCCUCGCCACGCCGUGCUGUGCGUGCACCACGACUACGCGCCCAAGGAGGCGACCAAGAUGGACGGCGCCGUGCAGACGCUGUACCCGCGCAAGAACUGGUCCUCCAUGGUGCUCUUCAACUGCGGGCACCCCAAGAACCGCGCCGCGCUCACCCCGGACGAGGUUAGCACCCGGUCCGGCGCGCACCUCCACCGCUUCGCCUGGCUCGAUGACGAUGAGGUCGGCGAGGUGCCGUUCGUGUGGAACUUUCUCGUGGGCCAUAAUCGGGUUGACCCGGACGAUGUGGCCGGGACGACGCCGCGCGCCAUACACUAUACUUCCGGUGGGCCGUGGUUCGAGCGGUACAAGGACUGCGAGUUCGCUGACCUUUGGAUCCAGGAGCGGGAUGCGUAUGAGUCCGAAGAGAAGCAAGCCGAGGAGGUUAAUAAGCCCAUGGCGGCAGCACCGGUGCCGUCGCCUGCCGUUUCCGUGGACGCGUGAAUGGAUAAUGAUGCCUUCGCCGGCCGGCCGGCCGCCGGACCCUGAACUUCAUGUCUUGUUCGUCCUCCCUUCGUUUUCUUGUAGCUCUGGCCUGUGGGAUCAUCUCCUAGCGUACGUGUUGUUGUUUCCAGUUGAUGUGUGUUGGUAGGUAACAAGUCAUAGUCUGACGUAUUGUGGUGUAAUAAGGCCCUUGAGGACGGUCCUCCAUGAGGCCGAAGUGAAGAAUAAUCCAUGCUGUAUCUUUUACUUGAA